AUGGGUUUUGAUGUUCGACAAUUGUAUGCAAAUAAAUGCAAGCUUGAUAAUUCUGUAAGUAGUUUUAGACUUGUUUGUGCAAAGAAAGGCCAACGAAAACCAGAUAAACGGGAUCAUUUAACAAAGCAACCUCGCGCCGAGACUAGAACAAGUUGCCAAGUAAGAAUGUCACUCAAGUUUGCUCGAGAUAUAAAAAAAUAUGUGAUUUGUGAUCUUGAGUUAAAUCACAAUCAUAUUUUGCAAAUUCCGGAAACCAGUCAUAUGAUGCCAUCACAAAGAAAGAUUUCAGAAGUACAAGCAUUGCAAAUAGAUUUGGCAGAUGAAGCUGGCAUAAGACCAAAGAAAACACAUGAACUAACAAGUUUACAAGCUGGUGGUAAAGAUGUCCUUGGAUAUACCAAACAAGACCAAAAGAACUAUCUUCGAAGCAAACGAAAGCGAGACUUGGCCUAUGGUGAAGCAGCUCACAUGCAAAAAAAGCCUAAAACUAUUUUCACUGAUCAAGAUCCUGCUAUGGCAAGUGCUUUGGUAGAAAAAUUGCCUGAAACAUAUCAUGGAUUAUGUGUCUGGCAUAUUAUGCAAAAUGCUAUUCGACAUUUAGGGAAUAAGUUGAAAGAUGGUUCUUUUAUCUUGAGAGAUUUCAAAGCUUGUAUGUAUAAUUCUGAAGAUCAGUUUCAAUUUCAAGAGACAUGGGAUGCAUUGCUUCAAAGAUACAAAGUGGAAGACAAUUCUUGGUUAAAGAGUAUUUAUAAAGUGAAGGAAAAAUGGGCUCAUUGCUAUAUGAAGAAGGUGUAUACUAUUGGAAUGCGAAGUACUCAACUUAGUGAAAGUUUUAACAGUGAUUUGAAAGAUUUUAUGCGGUCAAAUUUAGACAUAAUACAUUUUCUCAAACAGUUUGAGCGAGCUGUUGGUGGCAAGCGAUACAAAGAGCUACAAGCUGAAUACAAUGCAAGACAAAAGCUUCCUAGACUUAAGAUGAUUCAUUCGCCGUUAUUGAAGCAUGCUGCACAGGUAUAUACUCCUAAUGCAUUUGAUUUAUUUCAAAAUGAGUUUGAUUGGAGUUCUGCUGCAUAUAUUGUUUCUCGUACAGAGAACAAUCAAAUGUCUGAAUAUCAAGUUGCUAUUUUUGAUAAAGAUGGAGAAUACACUGUAUCCGGCAAUCAAAUUCGGACUCAGAUGAUUGUUCAAAGUGAUACUAGAGCGGAUGCUACAGCACGGUAUAAGAAUAUAUGUUUCAAAGCAAUCAAAUUGGCUGCUCGAUCAUCAGAUUUUGAAGUAACAUCUAAUUUUGUUGAGCAAGUUAUAGAAGAGGCAUAUAAGAAGGCUGAAAUUUUCACUUCAAAUAUUGAAAAUCAAACUAUUUUGCCACUUCAAUCAUGGAAUCAAGUUACAACACCAAAUGGAGUGAAGUUACAACACCAAAUUUAG
Messenger RNA from Arachis stenosperma, 1428 nucleotides. RefSeq names its product protein FAR1-RELATED SEQUENCE 5-like. The record is from RefSeq and is a predicted model, not a curated record. Lineage: Eukaryota; Viridiplantae; Streptophyta; Magnoliopsida; Fabales; Fabaceae. The transcript is spliced from 4 exons. The coding region runs from base 1 to 1428 and encodes 475 amino acids. Gene Ontology annotation, biological process: regulation of DNA-templated transcription.